Paramecium sonneborni is the source of this 1875-nucleotide messenger RNA. The record is from the annotation of a GenBank genome assembly. Lineage: Eukaryota; Ciliophora; Oligohymenophorea; Peniculida; Parameciidae.
AUGAUUUCGAUUGAAAGUAUUUAAAUUGGAAGUAACUCUGAUUAAUCAACAUUCAUACAGAGAGACUAAAAAAUUAUGAUGAUUCUAAACUAAUUAACAUUCGAAAAUAUUGCAUUUCCUAAAAUUCUGAGUUUUUUGAAUUUCUCAGAUACAAGAAAGACUAUUUAUAUAAAAAAGAAUGAAUCAUUACUUAAGAAUCUAUUAAAGAUUCAAGAAACUCAAUAAUUAAAAUAAGAAGUCUAAGAAAUGACAGAAUAGGAAAUUAUCAUAAAAUAAUUAGAACUUCUUUAAUUGAAUGAUAUUAUUAUAAAUGAUGAUAUCUUUAAAUCUAACUCCUUCUUAAAUUUUUACUAUAAAAUGUAUGAUGCUAGCAAAUCUAAUAAUUUCAAUCAUAAAACAAUAUUAGAUUAAAUUUAGAAUUUAAUUUAAAAUACACCAAAAAUAAAUUAUAUUACAGAAGAUUAUAGAUACUACAUUUACUUUAAAGCCUAAAUCAUAGUGAUAGGAAUGGCAAUUAAAAACAAAAUUCCAUUAAUAUCUCUAUUACUUUGUACACGUUUGUACUUGAAUUAAAAAUAAUAAUUAUUUUGUCUAGAAUUUUCUAUCUUCAAAGAGAUAUUUAAAGAACUUUACUCAAAAAGGCAACUUUCAAAUUUGAAUUAUCUUUUAAAUGUAGAUUAAUUAAUUAAUUUUAAUACACUUAAAUUAACUUAAAUGUAAAGCUACAGGGAUAAAAUAUUUGAAGAAUAUGAAGAUAUGUUAAAGGAGAAUAAUUUUUCAUUGUUUUCAUAGAAUUUGAAUCUAAUCUAUUAAUAGAAAAAUUAUCUAAUAAAUGAAUUAAAAGAUGUGAUUGAAUCAUAAAAAUUUAAGUAAUUAUAUUCUGAUUUAAAAAAAUUCCACCUGCAUAUUGAUUAUGCUGAUGAAUUUUAUUAGAUUUUAAAUAAAAUUAUUUAAUUUUGUAAUAGUGUUGAAUAUUCUCUAAUGAAGUUUGAUUCAAUAGAAAUUCCAUAGUUUAUAAAAAAAUACUUUUUCAAAAAUCAUGAAAGAAAAGAAUUAAAUGCUUAAUAAUUAGUAGAAUCUUUAUUGACUAUAAAUAAAGUAUUUAGUGAAAUGAUAAAAUUUUAAUUUCCAUUUCCUCCAAUAAUAUCUUACUUAAAUUUAAAAGAUCCAAAUAAUUUAAAUAUUUUAAAUAUUACUAAAGAGUUUGUUAUAGAAUGUUAAGAAAAUUAGAUUUUUCUUUUAUUUUUAUCAUAAGUUCAUUAUAAUUUUUAAUAAAUUAGUAAAUCGAAAAUGUAUUCAAGAACUUUCUAUAAUCAACAAUUAUAGAAAUAAGAUUUUGAUUAAUGGGAAAUAGUAAUUUAAAUGUUAAAAAUAAUAGAAUAAUAUCAAUCUUUAAUAAUAAAUGAUGUAGAAAAGAGAAUAAAUGAAGAAGACACAAGAUCUAAUAUUUAAUUUUAUUUAUCAUAUCCUAAAGAUUAGAUUAUGAAUUAUUAAGCAUAAUAUGAAAAGAUUUCAAAGUUGUUAAGAAAUCUUUUAUCAUUUUAAAAUAAGGAAUUAAUAAAUAUAAAAUACGAUGAUGAAAAUCUUAAGAAUUCACUUUAGGAGAAAGUGAAGAAAAUAAAGUCAUAAGUAUUAGAUGAAUUUUAUCUAAAGAGAAAACUUGGAAGACCUCCAGGAACGAAGAAUAUUUUGAGGAAAAAGAAUAUUAGGUAAUCUAAGGGAUUAGAUUGCGGAGAGUUAAAAAUUAAAGAGUAUUUAAGUAAUUUUCAAACAUUAGAAUAAAAUAAUGAUGAGGAGGUUAUAAUAGUAAAAAAGAGAAAAAUAUAUUAAUCAGAAAAAAUGUUAAUGUAAGAUAUUGAAAAUUUUUUGGUAUGA